AGAAAGCGGCGCGGCUGGCGGAGGUGGGUUCGCGGCCGGCGCGGCGGGCGGAGAGUAUGGGAUGGCAAACUGGUUAGCAGAAAAGCCUCAGAGAGGGCACCGGUGGAUUUAGCUGCUCUUCGCCCCCUGGCAACCCUGGGCCUCCUUGGGCACACCCUGCACUAUGGACUUCCCGGGCUACAACUGCUUUGUGGACAGAGACAAGAUGGACGCUGCUAUCCAGGACCUGGGGCCCAAGGAGCUGAGCUGCACUGAACUGCAGGAGCUGAAGCAGCUAGCGCGCCAGGGCUACUGGGCCCGCAGCUACAGCCUGCGGGGGAAGGUGUACCAGCGCCUGAUCCGGGACAUCCCCUGCCGCACGGUCACACCCGAUGCCAGCGUGUACAGUGACAUCGUCGGCAAGAUCGUGGGCAAGCACAGCAGCGGCAGCCUGCCCUUGCCUGAGUUCGUGGACAACACACAGGUGCCCAGCUACUGCCUGAACACGCGGGGCGAGGGUGCCGUGCGCAAGAUCCUGCUGUGCAUUGCCAACCAGUUCCCUGACGUCUCCUUCUGCCCAGCGCUGCCUGCAGUUGUGGCCCUGCUGCUCCACUACAGCAUCGAUGAGGCCGAGUGCUUCGAGAAGGCCUGCCGCAUCCUGGCCUGCAACGACCCCAGCAAGAAGCUGAUUGACCAAAGCUUCCUGGCCUUCGAGUCUUCCUGCAUGACGUUCGGGGACCUGGUGAACAAGUACUGCCAGGCAGCCCACAAGCUGAUGGUGGCCGUGUCAGAGGAUGUCCUGCAGGUCUAUGCGGACUGGCAGCGCUGGCUGUUCGGGGAGCUGCCCCUCAACUACUUUGCUCGCGUCUUUGACGUCUUCCUGGUGGAAGGUUACAAGGUGCUGUACCGUGUGGCGCUGGCGAUUCUCAAAUUCUUCCACAAGGUGAGAGUUGGGCAGCCGCUCGAGUCAGACAACGUGAAGCAGGAUAUCCGCACCUUUGUCAAGGACAUCGCCAAGACUGUCUCCCCCGAGAAGCUGCUGGAGAAAGCAUUCGCCAUCCGCCUCUUCUCUCGGAAGGAGAUUCAGCUCCUGCAGAUGGCCAACGAGAAAGCUCUGAAGCAGAAGGGCAUCACCGUCAAGCAGAAGAGUGUUUCACUUUCUAAAAGGCAGUUCGUGCAUCUGGCUGUUCACGCUGAGAACUUCCACUCAGAGAUCGUCGGCCUGAAGGAGAUGAGAGACAUCUGGUCGUGGGUCCCUGAGCGGUUCGCCCUCUGCCAGCCCCUUCUGCUCUUCUCCUCCCUGCAGCACGGGUACAGCCUGACCAGGUUCUAUUUCCAGUGUGAAGGACACGAGCCCACCCUCCUGCUCAUCAAGACCACGCAAAAGGAGGUGUGUGGGGCUUACCUGUCAACAGACUGGAGUGAGAGAAACAAGUUUGGAGGCAAGCUGGGCUUCUUUGGGACCGGAGAAUGCUUCGUGUUUAGGCUUCAGCCCGAGGUCCAGCGCUACGAGUGGGUGGUCAUCAAACAUCCAGAGCUGACCAAGCCUGUGUCCUUGGAGUCCACCAGCAUUCCAUCCUCACCUUGCCACUCCGCGUCCUCAGACCCCGCGGACCGCCUCUCCCCGUUCCUGGCUGCUCGGCACUUUAACCUGCCCUCCAAGACGGAGUCUUUGUUCAUGGCCGGGGGCAACGACUGCCUCAUCAUAGAGCCUGAAGCUUCUGCUGGGCCUCAGUGUGUAGUCACGCCUGAAGAGACCACCCAGGGAGGGGCCCUCUGUGAUGGACCCCAAACCAGCCAGCAGCAUUUCCGGGGGCCUGCCUGAAGAAGUGGGGGCCCACGGAGCCUUCAUCAGCCCUCCUCCUCACCAGCAUGGCAUGCUGGGCAUGCUGGUCUCGUCCAGCCCUACCCACCUCACCUUCAUUGGGCUCCACACGUCCUCCCCUGCUCCCUGCUCCCACGGCACCUCUGAGGAGCCCCCCUCUGCAUGGCACGAGUUCUCCCUCUGCGUCCUUCUCAUAGGGCCACGUGAGCAAGGCAGGGAGCAGCCCUCCCACCGCUUGACCUCCCUCAGCUGGUCCUGAGGGCCUGGGUACCCCAGAGGGAAGAGAGACGCGGACACACCAGGGACUGUGCUGGGGCCAUGACAGCCUGGGCCACAGAUGCUUGGGCUCCUGCCCUCUCAGCGUCCCCACCCGCCGUGGCCCAUGGCCCUGUUCUCACACCUUGCUUGCUCUUCCUGUGGGGCCCUCAUCCUCCCCUGCCUGCCUACUCAGAUCUCCCCUGAGCCAGGCCACAGUGAUGCAGAAGGGAGGACCAGCAUCCCUCUGUGGCUCUGGGCAAGCUGACGAAUCUGUCUGGAACUCAGUUUCCCCAGCUAUAAAAUGCGGCCAGUCAUCCUGCUCUGCUGUCCCCACAGGACUGCUGAGCGUCUCUGGGGGGGCCAGUGUGAAUCCCUGUAGAGGUGCUGGGAGGCAGUGUCACAGCUUACCCCGCCCCUCGACACUGCAGGCCUCACUGACCCCCUUCCUCGAACCCCGCAGCCCUCACCUGUUCUUUGGUGUUCAUUAAACACAGUCUCGUUAUGUGAACUCCAGGGAUCCGAGUCUGGUUUCUUCAACUAGGGGGACUUCCCGGGGCUCCCCCCACCCUCCAGGCACGCCACUGAAUGGAGUGCAGCCUCCUGCUUGUCAGUGUUCUAUCACGGAACAUGGAAGGCCUUUUAAAAGCACAGCCUUUCAGAAGCUGCUGAAGGCAUACCUGAGCACUAUUUGCAUGGCCCCCUCUGUAAACUUCCUGAACUAGGGGGUAUUCUUUUUUUUGGUAAGUCCAGGGCAUUCUCUGUGGCUGCCCCAAGGGCCCCCAGAGGUCCGCCCAGGGAAGGUGACUGCUGAUGAGUCACGAUUUCUGUAUCAUGAGAUCUUUGCGUGUGCAUGCAAAAUAUUCAGUUUCUUUGAAUUUCAUAUCUUCUCCCUAACUUUUCUGCUAAACUAAAAAGCAUGUGAUUAUUAUCUUUAUUUUUUUAUGCUUAUUAUUGUCCUUAUUAUCUGAUAUUAGGUGCUCCCAAAUAGAGUAUAAUUUAUUCUAUUAAUAUUCUUUAUUAUUUCUUCCUGA
This is a messenger RNA of Hippopotamus amphibius kiboko, 3093 nucleotides long. RefSeq names its product TBC1 domain family member 24 (gene TBC1D24). Lineage: Eukaryota; Metazoa; Chordata; Mammalia; Artiodactyla; Hippopotamidae. Bases 164 to 1804 code for a protein of 546 amino acids. The record is from RefSeq and is a predicted model, not a curated record. The transcript is spliced from 8 exons.